UCUAACGCAAAGCGCGGUCGCAAUUUUGCCAUGUUUUAGGUUAGGUAUGUUUUUUGCCCGUAACACAAUACUUGAUGCGGCUGUUUUCAUUUUAUUUAAUGUCUAUCGAUUUAGGUACCUGUAUGACAGUCAAAACGCUUGCAUCAAGUUGAGCCUUUUUAAUAUAUCUAUACAUCAAUUAAACGUGGGUCGAUAUUUUAGUUAAAGAUUCUGGUAAACAAAAAGCAAUCAUGUCAAAAAGACCCAUUGAUGACCAGCCGUCUACUGAUAUAAAGAAAGUAUCAAUAGGUAAAGUAAAAAUGCAGGGUUAUCCACAUUAAAAGGAUAUGUUGCAGAAAGAAAAGGAGAGCGAGCAGAUAUGCAAGAUGCUCAUGUAAUAUUGGAUAAUUGUACUGCAGACUUCACACAAUUUGCGGACAAAAUUCAAAGAGUUGCAUAUUAUGCUGUAUUUGAUGGCCAUGGUGGUCAUCGUGCUUCAAAACAUUGUGCAAAUCAUUUACAUCAACAUUUGAUGCAAAAAUUACCUAAAUAUGAAGUUAAUAAUUUUCCGAAAGAAAUGAAAAAAAUGAUUUUUCAGUCGUUCAAAUCAGUUGAUGAGGAAUUCUUAAAAGAAGCUUCUGCUCAGAAACCUGUUUGGAAAGACGGCACCACAGUCUGUUGUAUUUUAUUGUUGGAUGACACCAUGUACAUCAUGAAUCUUGGUGAUAGUAAGGCCAUUUUGUGUAGAUAUAAUUCAGAACAUAAAAAACAUGUAUCAGUGUCUUUGAGUAAAGACCAUAAUCCUACUGAUUAUGAUGAGAGGCAGAGGAUACAAAAACUAGGAGGUCAAGUCAGGGAAGGGAGGGUUAUGGGUAUCUUAGAAGUGUCAAGAUCAAUUGGAGAUGGUCAGUAUAAAAGAUGUGGAGUAAUCAAUACACCUGAUGUUAAACGUUGCCAAUUAACUUCAAAUGAUAGAUUUUUAUUGAUUGCGUGUGAUGGAUUGUGGAAAGUUUAUAGUCCUGAUCAAGCUAUAGAAUUCAUUCUUAAUGUACUGCAGGAUAACUCUGUACAAGUUCCAGAGGGAUCAACAAAAACUCUUGAAGAGACAAGAUUUGAAGCAGCAUGCAAUAAACUAGCUAGUGAAGCAGUUCGGAAAGGAAGUGCAGAUAAUGUGACUGUUUUACUUGUGUCUGUUUCGAAACUUUAAUGAACAUGUUCCAUAGCAGUACUGUGAAUGGCUCUGUUCAGAAUUUCGAAAUGCACUUUUUUCAUCAUUCCAUUGAAAAGUAAAACUCAUUGUGAUGCCGAUAGGAACAGGAUGUUUUAAUGUCUUUCCACGAAAAACGAAUAAGGGGAAUUUUUUUUGUUUGGUUUUUCGGGAAAUAAAUGACUUUAUUGCAAUGAUGUUGGGCGACGGCCGACGGCGCACAGCAACUUUGGAAUAGUCUGAUCUCAGCGUUUCGUUUAAUGUUUUCAAAUACAUCUGGCCUUGACUCUUAACAUGUGUGUGUUGGACUCACAAUAAACGUGGAUGAUCAAACACUCGCCAGCAAAA
Styela clava is the source of this 1534-nucleotide messenger RNA. RefSeq names its product integrin-linked kinase-associated serine/threonine phosphatase 2C-like. The record is from RefSeq and is a predicted model, not a curated record. Gene Ontology annotation, biological process: protein dephosphorylation. NCBI's taxonomy places the organism in Eukaryota, Metazoa, Chordata, Ascidiacea, Stolidobranchia, Styelidae. Gene Ontology annotation, molecular function: protein serine/threonine phosphatase activity; cation binding.